AAGAAAAUACAUGCCGGAGCUGUCGACGUCCUCACACAGCCACUCAGUUAAUCAUCUGCCCACGCCAGGAUGCACCGCUCCGCUCUGCAGAUUCACAGAAAUGUUUCCGCCUGUUUGUCAUUACUGCUUUCUUGACUGCUGGAUGUAGACGCUGAGGCGCCGCCGUCGCUUCUCUUCAAGUUUUGAUCGUCGCUUCAGUGUUUUGACAGUGACAAGAAGGUGUGAUUUGUGUUUGUGUUUUGUUUUGUUUUUUUUCCUUGGAAAGCGCCCAGUGAUCAUUUUUGUGCCCAGAACCAACGCAGUAUGCGAGCAGAGGGGCUGGAGGUUGGCGGACACCGGGACUGAGUGCGCGACGGAGAUCUCUCAGACACCGUGCGCGUCUUUCUUGGACACAUCUCGGAGAUAACUGUGUGUGCGGCUCUCGCAGCCUUUCUUGGCGUUGCGAUGUCCACGAGAAAGACAUCGUUGACGGACAAGCAGACUAAAAACGGCACGUCAAAAUAUGUGUUGGAGAGAUGCGCUUCUAUUAACGAGUAUUAUGAUAUUGCUUUCAAGGUGAUGCUGUUGGGAGACUCAGCCGUGGGGAAGACGUGCGUCUUGGUGCGCUUUAAAGACGGGGCAUUUCUGGGAGGCAACUUUAUAGCCACCGUUGGAAUAGACUUUAGGAAUAAAGUGGUAGAUGUCGACAACUUUAAAGUCAAACUCCAGAUCUGGGAUACAGCCGGCCAAGAGAGAUUCCGCAGUGUAACGCACGCCUACUACAGAGAUGCCCAGGCUUUACUUUUGCUUUAUGAUAUCACCAGCAAGCCAUCAUUUGACAAUAUCAGGGCUUGGCUGACUGAAAUACACGAGUAUGCCCAGAAGGAUGUGGUCAUCAUGUUGCUCGGCAACAAGUCAGACAUGGCUGCAGAGAGAGUCGUGAAGACGGAGGAAGGAGAGAAGCUGGCAAAGGAAUACGGAGUGCCAUUUAUGGAGACCAGUGCGAAGACAGGAGUCAAUGUGGAUCUGGCUUUUCAUGCUAUUGCAAAGGAGCUGAAGCACAGAGCAACGCAGCAGCCGAACGAGCCCAAGUUCCAGAUUCAUGACUACAUCGAGUCUCAGAAGCGCAAGACUGGCUGCUGUGGCCUCAUGUAGCUGAUGCUGAAUGCCAGGCAGAGAGAGAGAGAGAGAGAGAGAGAGAGAGAGAGAGAGAGAGAGAGAGACAUGCAUAGAUAAGGAAAGAUGGAGAAAGGAAUAGAGGGAGGGAGUGGGAAGGAGGUAAAAACGUCUGCUCUCUCUUAUGAAAGCCAAUCCCAGCACCAAACCCUGAGAAGCAGACGCCCUCGUCUUCUCCACUGAGCUUUUGGCUGAAUGAAAUGUGGACUGACUGCCAUCCCUUAAUCUGAAAUGUGAAUUUAAAUCUUUUAUGUCAUGCGUAGAACUGUUUGUGGUCUUUGUGGUGACAGUUGUAUCAAACUACAAGUCAGGAGUUACAAUCUGAAAUGCUAUACCCAUCUGCAGGGACAAAACACAUUUAUCAUUCUACUCUUGAUAAACGGCAGGUUUAUACGAGCCAUCAGCGUGACCGUCUGUGUGGAUAUAGCAUUUUGCCAUGCAGCUCUUAGUUUGUUCCAUCCCAGUUUUACCAGGCUGUGAAAUGAACCCCUUUUGGCCUUACAGUCUUCAUCUUUAAUCCUUGAGAAUUUAGUGUGUUUGAGAAGUGGACUUUAGUCUCACAGUCAGAUUGUAGCUAAAAUGAUCCCGUCUGUUCACAUGUGUACUGCUGUUAGAUAGAAUAAAGCCAACGUUUUGAGGGCGCUCACCCACUGUGUGUCUGUCUGUACAUUCAAUUCAGGGCAAGUGAAACUUCAUCCAAAGUACUGUACAUGUAACUGUGCUGGAGGAUCAUCCUGCUGUUGCACCAGGCCACAUACAAAGAGAUUAUUUUUUACUGUCUCCAUGUCUUACAGAUUCCUCAGCAUGCCGUUUGCCUUUUUGACCAUUCACACAACAACAGCACAGCACUCCCAGACAUUGUUGUCUCCUUUUAAUGAUGGAUGUUGUUGUCUAGACUGUACCAGAGCUGUAUUCGUUCACGCACCGCAUCGUGUAAACUCGUUUCUUUGUACAAUGUUCAUUAUGAAUGUUUGCUUGUCAAACCUGCUCAAUGUCACGUUUGUCCCUCUUCUGAGGCGUCACAGUGAUCACAAAGUGCCAUGAAAAAGUGCUUUGUUAUCAUACUAUAUAUAAAAAAAAAGUAUAUUUUGUAAUGU
Molecule: messenger RNA, 2252 nt
Organism: Stegastes partitus (bicolor damselfish)
Lineage: Eukaryota; Metazoa; Chordata; Actinopteri; Pomacentridae
Product: ras-related protein Rab-37
Exons: 9
Coding region: 445-1134 (229 amino acids)
Molecular function (GO): GTP binding; GTPase activity
Source: RefSeq, a predicted model, not a curated record